This is a messenger RNA of Rotaria sp. Silwood1, 432 nucleotides long. The record is from the annotation of a GenBank genome assembly. NCBI's taxonomy places the organism in Eukaryota, Metazoa, Rotifera, Eurotatoria, Philodinida, Philodinidae.
AUGGUUAAUGCGGCUAGCAGAAAUGGAAUACGUAUUCAACCACACAUUCCACAUCAAUCACUUAAUGCUCAACUUCUUCGCAUGCUUCUUGUCCAAGUAGUGUCCUUUGUUGCGUUGACUAUGCCAUUUUCAGCAUGGGGUGUCUAUACUGGUGUCAGUCUUAAUUGGAGCAAAUCACAAUGGAGACGUGAUCUGGAGGCUCUUCUCUCUGUUUGUUUUACUUUCUUAGUCUAUGUCAAUAAUGGCUUAUCUUGCAUUGUCUAUGCGCUUACUGCUCGACUCUUUCGUCAAGAACUUCGAGCUCUCUUCUAUUGCAGAUGGAGAAAAUUUUUAAGACAUCAACAACAUGGUAACAUAUUUUUACUUUCUCAACGCAUCGCUCCUGUUCCUGCUCGACAAAUGCAAUCUAAACGAAUUAAUAACUAUCCAUAA